Molecule: messenger RNA, 1765 nt
Organism: Lethenteron reissneri (Far Eastern brook lamprey)
Lineage: Eukaryota; Metazoa; Chordata; Hyperoartia; Petromyzontiformes; Petromyzontidae
Gene: NUP50
Product: nucleoporin 50
Biological process (GO): protein import into nucleus
Cellular component (GO): nuclear pore
Source: RefSeq, a predicted model, not a curated record
ACCCGGCAUUUGCCGCCUGGUGCGUGGUGGUGGUCGGCGAAUUUUUUGGCGGUCGCCGCGCGCGAUUUGCCGAGUCGAGGCGGAGGAAACGGCGGCGGCUUUCUCAGCCCGACGCUUUCGAGACUCGCGUCGCGGCUUCUCGCGUGUGCGAUAGAGGAGGAGAGAGGGGGUGAGUGACACGAGAGAGAGACGCCGCCUGGUGCGUGCUGUGACUCGUGAUGGCAAAACGGAUUGCAGACAGGGAGCUUAACGACCGCAACUGGAACGACGAGGACGAUGUGGAAGAGGCAGGAAGUUUCUCGGUCGCAAAUGAAGAUGUUCUGAAAGGCCGAGCCAUCAAAAAAGCCCGGCGGAGGGUGGGGGGGGAUACAUCAGAGUCCGCAAAGACAACCUUCAAGGGCUUCGGAGGGUUGGUGACCUCCAGCGCAUCUGGGUUCGGGUCCUUGAGUUCUGGGUUUGGUGGAUUUAAGCCUCUCGCGGGGCUGGCGAAUGGCAGCACAGUUGCCUCAUCGGCGCUGCCCACGACUCCCAGCAUGAGUGCAGCCGGAAAGUCGAGUUUCCACUCCAGCGGCGGCGCCCAGACGAAGAUCAGUCCCUUCAGCCAGGCGUCUUCGAAUUUGAAUGGCGAGAGCCCAGCCCUGUCGUCGUCCAGCACUCAGACUGCGCUCGCCCAGGCAGCCGGCAAAGGUUCGCCAAAAACCGGGAGCAGCACAGCGGAUGCCUCGCAGUCGACAGCACUCGCCUACAGCAGCAGCCACAGUGACCACAGCGGGAGCGGCAGUGGCAGCGAAAAGGGCACGUACAACCACCAGCUGCGUUCGCUGAACUACUCGGUGCGCGACUGGAUUGUGAAGCACGUGAACGGCAAUCCGCUGUGCGACCUCACCCCCGUGUUCCGUGACUAUGAGAGGCACCUGGCCGAAAUUGACCAGAAGUACAGUGGCGAGAGCGGCUCGGACAGCGACGGCGCUGCCAAGCUGUCCCGGAACGCCGAGUCACCAAAGGCCGCGGUGCCCAGCUUCCAAGGUCUUCAGGCGGCCAACGCCACUGCAGGCUCCACGACCGCCAGCAACAGCAGGCAGAGCUCGGCCGCAUCUUUUGCGAUUUCCGGAAAGUCUGCCGCUCCCCUGGCUGGGAGCGCAACUUUUAGUUCUGUCAAGACCUCGGGCAAAGCUCCAUUUGGCACCGCGUCUGGUACUGGCAACCCGGCACUGCCAACAUUUUCAUUCACAAAUGCUGGGUUUGGUUCUACACCAGCGGUGCCAGGAUUCAGCUUCUCUGCAUCGUCUGUGCAAAAGCCACUUGCCCAGGAGUCUGAAGAGCAGGAAGGAGAGGACGAGGAGCCUCCAAAGCCCGUUGUGAAUGAAGUGAAGGAGAGCGACGCCUUCUACUCAACGAAGUGUAAGCUCUUCUACAAGAAGGGUGAAGAAUUCAAGGAGAAAGGAGUGGGAAUGCUGCACCUGAAGCCGAUGGAGAACAAAAAGACCCAGCUUCUGAUCCGAGCUGACACCAGCCUGGGCAACAUCUUGCUCAACGUGCUGCUGCAGCCGUCCAUGAUGUGCACGCGCACGGGCAAGAACGUGCUACUGAUGUGCGUGCCCAACCCGCCGGUGGACGAGGGCAGCAAGGACGCCGUCGUCCCCAUGCUGAUCCGCGUGAAGACGGGCGAGGACGCCGACGAGCUUCACCGCGCUAUCGACGACAAAAAGGGCUCGUAGCUGCUGUCACGUUUGUGUGUAGGCGUGUGUACGCGUAUGCAUGGAGA